Fusarium fujikuroi IMI 58289 is the source of this 5424-nucleotide messenger RNA. Its product is annotated as related to UTP10-U3 snoRNP protein. Lineage: Eukaryota; Fungi; Ascomycota; Sordariomycetes; Hypocreales; Nectriaceae. Gene Ontology annotation, molecular function: snoRNA binding; protein binding. The coding region runs from base 1 to 5424 and encodes 1807 amino acids. Gene Ontology annotation, biological process: positive regulation of transcription by RNA polymerase I; maturation of SSU-rRNA from tricistronic rRNA transcript (SSU-rRNA, 5.8S rRNA, LSU-rRNA). The record is from RefSeq and is a predicted model, not a curated record. The transcript is spliced from 3 exons. Gene Ontology annotation, cellular component: t-UTP complex; small-subunit processome; 90S preribosome.
AUGGCGACUGCUCUCGCUGCUCAAUUGGCGCAGGUGGCUGCCAAUUCGAAGUCCACUCUCAACGUCAAGGCGCAAAAGGCUGCCCAUUCAAAGUCGUUGAUAUGGGAACCUCGAGUCGCUGCUACUCAGAGCUACCAAACCCUUUAUACAACCUGCUUCCAGGGCUUUGAGGAGCUCUGUCAACUCGAUGCUCGAUUCGCGCCCUUCCAGUCUACCAUCUUCAGCGAGGAGAGUCAGAACCAAGAUCGUACCCAGCUCACAGCUUCUGAGAAUGAGGAACUGGACCGCCGGGUCGAGGCCUUCCUGCGCCUCGCGGGCAGUCGACUAAGGCUGAUGCCUGCGAUAAAGUCUAUUGAGUGGCUCAUUCGAAGAUUCAGAAUUCAUGAGGAAAACACACAAGCCCUGUUGCUCACUUUCCUGCCUUACCAUUCCAUACCGGCCUUCGCUACCCUCCUUUCGAUUUUGCCGAGCAAAAUCCCUCACGACUUCCGCUUCCUCGGCCCUUACAUUCGCUCCGUCACAUCGCCCCCCCGACAUGUUUUGGUCCGCGAGGCUAUUCAGCACCCUUCAUUUUUGACUCUCACAUCCGAGUACACCCUCGAAUCAUGUCGGAUGCAGUACAACUAUUCCGCCUUGGUCUCAUUCUGGGCCGGCAUCAUGACAGAGGCCGUCAGUGGUAUCCUAGACAAGACGAGAUCAGGCCGGGCUGCAGUUCAGAGCGAGAAUGACCAGGCUCUGCUUCAUCGACUGGGACCUGUCUUUGCUGAGUCCUUGGUCAUGAAGAAAGUCCCUAGUAUUCAGAUUGCUUCAUACAUGGCGAUCGCAGUGUUUGUCGCCAAGGGCAACCUUGAGGAUAACGCUGUCACUGCAUUCAUGGACCAGACGGUCUAUGGCUGGACUAACGACACGGUGCGGCCUGCUCUUGUAUGUCUGGCUAUCUUGGCGCAAUACCGUUCUGCGAAGCAAAUGAGCAGCAAGACCACAAAAGCGCUUAUGAAGGUCACAGAUAUUGGAAAGCUACUUGUAGAGAUCGGCCAAGAGCGGCGGGUGGACAAACUAGCCAAUGGCCUCUGUCUUGCAUUGAUAGAGAGACUUGCCAAAAAGGGCGACGCUCGAGGUUUGGCGACUAUUAUCACUAUUCUCAGCAGCUCGGUCCUUAAGGACAAACAAAUCGCUGUAAUCUUCAAGUCUCUUAUCUUGACUGCGCAUCGACUUAGCGAUGAUAACGACGAGGACGGCGCACUUCGACGGGAACUCGGUUCAGCACUGAUUGCUCUGUCUCAGAGCACCGGCAAAUCUGGCGACACUAUCCAGUCGGUUAUUGAAGAAGUCAAGUUCGAUAUUGAGGAGCUUGAGAUGAAGCUCGAUCUUUCAUUCCGCUCUCGACGACUCCCCGAUUCGAUCAAAGACGAUACAGAAAUAAGUGAUGACAAUAAUGAGAAGAACGUACCCCAGGAUCUGGGUUCGUUACUCGAGGAACUUUCCAGCCGGUCCGAAUCGCUCUCUCCUUGUCUCGUGCCUCAACCCGGCGAGAUCUUUGACGAAUUCAGCCAUAUCUUCUUUUCUGUUGUUUCCAAUAGCACGCAAAAUGAGGGCCUGCUUUCCGAAUUCGAUCUCAACCCCAAGCUUCACCGACAGACCGCUUUCAAGGACUGCACGUACUUCGGUUUCUUCGUUCGCAUCUGGAGCGGUCCCUACCCAGCCCUAGCUCGUGUUGCAGCUCUGGACAUGACUAAGAAAAGGUUAAAAGUUGGCGACGCUGGAACAGCCGAUCUCCAGGCUCUGCUCCCCUACUGUAUCUCAGCACUCAGCGAUCCUUCUAAGCGCGUCCGUCAAGCCGCGGCCGAUCUAAUCACUGUCCUUACUGGUCUAUACACUCCUCCAGUUCCUUCUACGGGACUCAACCUCUGGGGUCAACAGAGCCUCUACGGAAAGUCCAAAGAAAUAAUGUCACUACCAUCUGAUGUUGUCGCCAAGGUUUUGCAUCUUCAGAUUCUUCCUACCGUUGAGGAGUGUGUCAUGGACCCUGAACAUAUCACUGCCGUCCUUCGUACCGCAAUUGAGCAAGGCAAAUACCAGUCCAAGCCGAACCCUGCGUUGGAUAAGAAGGACCAUUUGUCCCAACCUGGAAGACUAUCUUUCCUUCAGUUUCUAGCCUCACACAUCGUCAACACACCAUUGAUUCUGGUAAAGAGCAGGUUGUUGAAGACCGUCAACGAAGUCCGAGGCGUCAGCACCACGACCAGAACGCAACUUCUACUCCCUGUUUUGCAAUGGUGGGCAAGUCUUAGCGAGGAUGAAGCAGCUAAGCUCUGCAGCGCAGAACGUCUAGAAAAGUCAGAUAUGGACAACUGUUUUGUCGAUGUUGUGGUGCCAAACGAUGUCGCAGGCUUAGAGUUCUUCCUGGAGUUUCUCAGAGAUCCAGACCAACGAGAAAAGGCUGAUCUUAUUCGCGCAACUUUCACUCGCAUGAAGAAGAUGUGGUCUUCUAUGAAGCCUAAUGUCAAGUCAACGGCUGCUGAUCAGUUGCUGGAGAUCUCCCAGGAAGCAGCGGUCUCAACUGACAGCAAAUCGGUAGUUUCUGCAGAGGCGGCCGACUUUUUGAGGAACGUGCGACUCACCACCGAUAUUCUUCAUGACUUUCUUCAGUCGAUACAGACUGGAACGAAGAUGGUCACCGAGCCUCCACCUAACAAGCGCCGCCGAACUAGCUCUUCUGGAGCCGACCGUGGUCUCAUCACCCAGGUUACUCCUGAACUCAGCCAGUCGCUGCGAAAGGUCACAUUCGUUCUGCAGCUAGUCGAGAACUCGGACCCAGUUGAGCAUCCUGAGCUCUUGGAUGGCCUGUUUACUGCCCUCUCUGAGCUCCAGCACUUUAGAACAGUGGUCGGAUCUGAGCUGGGCUACCUACAGAACCUCAUUCUUCGAAGCCUCUUGGCCAUGAUGCCAGCUUACAAGGCGAAUAAGAAGCUCACGAUCGAUAGCUCCGGUGGGUACGGAGAUUUGCUUGUGAACUGCAUCCAAAGAUCUUCGAGUCCCGUUGUUCAGAAUGCUGCCCUUCUCCUGAUUGCCAGUCUGGCCACUACUGCGCCGAACUUGGUCCUGCAUAGUGUCAUGCCCAUUUUCACCUUCAUGGGUACCUCGGUGCUUCGCCAAAGCGACGACUACUCUGCCCAUGUUGUGUCUCAGACUAUCAAGGAAGUUAUUCCUCCACUAAUCGACUCUCUGCGUCAGGGGCAGAAGAGCCCCAUCGCUGGUGCCUCCGAUAUUCUUGUCAGCUUCACAACGGCAUACGAGCACAUCCCCGCUCAUCGACGACAGGGGCUGUUUGUUGCCCUUGUCGAGACCCUCGGCCCACAAGACUUCCUCCACGCUCUUAUCAGUAUGCUGGUUGAUCGAUACGGUGCGAGUGACGCUCUGUUGCAAUUCAUUAUCGAGUUAUUGAAUCACUUCAGUAUCCCAACACAACUUGAAUCGCUCGUCAAGCAGCUCGAUCUUAUUGCUGACCUGUUCAAGGCAAAGCCUGGCAUCUCUCUCGUCCUCCUCGGUGUCACUGACGAGACUGAGGACAAAAACAAGGAUGUCGAAGCCAUUGCUCUCCGACAGCUAUCGGCCUUCCCUAGCUUCUUGGCUAACAAGAAACUCAGAGCGCAGAUCGGAGGUUUGAUGGAGAAGGAUGAUAUGGAGGCAUCAAGGCUGAGGGAGCUCUAUGCCACACUUCUCGAAAACAUCCUUGUUCUAGCUGAUACGGUCAAGGCGAAUAAAACUCUCCAUGGCCGCUGCGGACAGGCUCUCUCCAAUCAUCUCAACUUAUUGUCCAUUGGAGAGUUUAUCAAGGCUGUUGAGAACCUGCUCGACAGACCUGACAUGGGACUGCGACAAAAGGUCCUGCGUGCUCUUGAGGUUCGAGUGGAACAGGAGAGCAACACCGACCCAGCAUCAAGGACUGCCUUGCUUGCUUUCCUUCCGCAGCUUACGGCCGGUAUCAGAGAGUCGACCGAUAUACGAUACAAGCACACCGCUGUUACAUGCGUUGACAAGAUUGCCGAAAAGUAUGGAAAGAAGGAUAUCGAGGCUGUUGUGGCAGCAGCUACAACAAUUGCUGGCGAGCACUGCUUGGGGCAGUCUGAGGAGCGGCUCCGAGUUAUGGCUCUCUUGUGCCUUACCUCGCUCGUGGAUGUACUGCAAGACGCCAUCGUACCCGUUCUGCCGAGCGUAAUCCCGCAGGCUGUCGAGUAUCUCGCCGAAAGCUUGAGGGGGGAUGCUCGCGAUGAGGAACUUCAUGUUGCUUGUUACGGAUUCAUCAGUGCUCUGGCUCAGCACCUUCCCUACAUGCUUUCGACAUACGUUGAUCGCAUUCUGGAAGUCUCCAACAGAUCGGCCGAGAUCGAAUUGGAUGAUGAUACGAAGGAAAGCCGUGUCGAUUGUCUUCACUUCCUGGCUAGGCAACUUGAAGCGAAGGAGAUCUUCUCGGCUAUGGACCGAAACUGGGAUAGUGCCAGAAGUGCCGGCUUUUCUGCUGUUGCUGAAUAUCUUGAUGUUCUCGGCUUGGCCAUUGACAAGCACCCUAAGUCUGGCAUUUCCAAGAAUGCCACACUACUGUCGAGCAUCCUCACAAAGGUCUUUGAUCUGCGACGACAGGAGCAUGCUAAGGGUGAGAUUGGUGAGCAAGAUCUUCUGAGGCUCAGUGCUCUUGACGCCAGCACCAACGAUAAAGCGUUGAAGAUGAUCUACAAGCUCAACGAUGCGGCAUUCCGACCUGUCUUUGUUCAACUCAUGGAGUGGUCAAGCUCUGGAUUGUCGAAGAGCGACCGAGUAGGACGCUCGCUACGUCAAUACAGUGUCUAUGGGUUCCUUGAGGCAUUCUUUGGCACUCUUAAAUCGAUCGUUACCAACUACGCUACAUACAUUGUCGAGGAUGCAGUCAGGAUCCUGAAGUCGGUGGAUCUGAAGAGCCCCGAGGAGAGACAACUCUGGUCAAGGGUACUACGGACCCUGGCCAACUGCUUCGAGCAUGACCAGGAUGACUUUUGGCAGGCUCCGGCCCACUUUAGCGCCGUUGGGCCGGUCCUGAUGGAGCAAUUCUCACAUGCUGGUACGGUGGAGGUGACUGAGGAGCUCAUCCCAACAACAGUGGAGCUGGCCUCGGCGGCAGAUUCACAGGCUCACCAGAAGGAGCUCAACUCUGCCCUCCUGAAGCACCUGCGAUCCGAGUCUGCGGCAGUGAGACUUGCCGCGGUCAAGUGUGAGCAGGCACUGACAGAUCGUCUUGGCGAAGAGUGGCUGUCUAUGCUGCACGAGAUGCUGCCUCGCAUCAGCGAGUUGCAGGAGGACGAUGACGAGGUAGUUGAACGGGAGACACACCGAUGGAUAGUUAAGAUUGAGGGAGUGUUAGGAGAGAGUUUGGAUGCCAUGCUACAAUAG